Clonostachys byssicola is the source of this 1536-nucleotide messenger RNA. NCBI's taxonomy places the organism in Eukaryota, Fungi, Ascomycota, Sordariomycetes, Hypocreales, Bionectriaceae. The record is from the annotation of a GenBank genome assembly.
AUGCAUGAACCAAUGAUUUCAGCAGGUGCUGAUCUCGACGACGACGCCAAUAUGACCGGAGAAGUGAACCUCGCCGAUCACCCCGAAGUUGCCCACCGCACCCGCCUCCAGUCGACGCUCACAAAAACUAUACUUACCCUCAAUCAGAUUGCAGCGGCCGCAUUCCAACAGGGGCAACAGGUCCUUGCUUCAGGUAGUGAUGCCUUCAUUGCUAGUAGCGCAGCUGCGGCAGAAAUCUCCUUAAUGCACAGGAAAGUCGAGGAGCUUGCGGAUGCUGCCAACGACCUUAUACAAGCGAUGGAGCAAUCAAUCUACGAACGUGUCAUCUUGCUUGGAGGCGAGAGGGGACCUGGCACGGAUGAGCUGCUAGAGUAUUUCGAUCAGCAAAUCAUGGAGAAUGUCCGGAAUGUCCUCCUUAGCUCUCGUAAUGAGGUUUGUGUAUUAUGGCGGAUUGCGGAAGAGUGUUACCAUCAAUCUAUUCGUCCUGAUGGUAGACUAGGGCUCGAGGACUACUACUAUUUGAUGGACGGGGCAGCCGAAGAGUCUGAUGAACACAAAAAUCGUGUAGAUGUUGACGAACACUACGCCGAGCUAGAUUUGGAAGCACGCGAAGCCCGCACGAUAAGAGAAAGGCAGGGAAAAACCCAUAAUUGGCUCAGCUUUUGGGUUCGAGCAUUGAACAGCUGCCCGGAUGGCCCGACGCUGUUCUUCCCACCAGCUGCUUCUUCUGCUGGAGGACUUAUGGAAGGGCCACCAUUCGAGGAUAUUCCACGCUAUCUUUUCCGGGUCUUUGACUCGAAAAGUUCUGGCAAAACCGAUGACAACAUUGUAGCAUCAGCGAUGAGUGUUUGCGGCAACCCAGAGCGCAGUAGGAUCGAUAUUUUGUCGCUGGAAACACAUAGCGCGUCGGAAAUGCUCUACAAUCACCUCGUUAAAGGCAGUUUUGACGGUAGUGCAUCCGACAAUCUCAUGUCUUGGAGCAGCUCCCUAAUGUGUGCGAUUCAAUAUGCGAUCUGGAGGUCUCAUAUCGGCAAUCUCUCUCCAGGUGAAGUUCGUGUUUGCGCAAUAGACACGGAGAAAUUUCCACCAGGGCAAUUUGUAAGAGAUAUGACACUGCUAAAGGCAUUCAACAAUACGGAAUUGAGCGAAGAUCAGAAGCAAUUUUUCCGGUUUCGUCUCGAGAAUCCAGAAUACGACAAUGGAGAAUAUCUUUCUCAAGGAGUGGUCAAUCACGGCAUUUCUCGAAGAGUGGUCAAUUUUGGCGGCCAAUCAUGCACUUUCUCACUACAAGACUUAGUAGAGGGUGGACUCUAUGAGUUAUAUCCUGAGUUUGGAGAUACCGCGUUCGGGGGUCUAUGGGAGACUCGGGUACGAGACCUUCGCUCUUCCUGGGACACUGAGCAGGAAAUGACCCGACAGGAGAUAUAUCACGCGUUCAACAUAGCAAGGAACUGCUCAGGAUCAUUGAGCGAGCUUGAUAUCGCGCUGCUGCUUCUAACUUUUAAGAACCGCAAGCUUAAAGUGCCAGAGCGCUAG